This is a messenger RNA of Ilex paraguariensis (yerba mate), 921 nucleotides long. The record is from the annotation of a GenBank genome assembly. NCBI's taxonomy places the organism in Eukaryota, Viridiplantae, Streptophyta, Magnoliopsida, Aquifoliales, Aquifoliaceae.
AUGGCGAUCACUACUAUUACCACUACCACUACCAAUCCAUGCCAACACUACAAUAGAUUCGAAGAAGCAAAAAAGUUAGAUGAAUCAAAAACCAGAGUCAAAGGCCUCGUUGAUUCAGGCCUCACCACUAUCCCUCACAUCUUACACCACCCACCUCAAAACUCACCCAACCCAAAACCCUCAACUCGAAACCCCAAACUAUCACUCCCCAUUGUCGACCUCUCUAGCACCCGGUCAACAGUGGUUGACCAGAUCCGUCACGCUGCCUCAACCAUUGGGUUCUUCCAAAUUAUCAACCAUGACAUACCAAAAAUUGUCAUGGACCUUAUGCUCUCAUCUAUCAAGUCUUUCCAUGAAUUACCAGACACCACUAGGAUGCAAUGUUAUGGUAGAGACAUGUCUCAUGGUGUUGCGUACUAUACUAACGUUGAUUUGUACAAGUGCAAGGAAGCUAAUUGGAGGGAUUCACUGGAGCCGGAGUUGACAGUGGGUCUCAAGUGGCAUACGGAUCCGGUGGGGUUGACGGUGUUGUUGGUGAAUGAGGUUAGGGGGUUGCAAGUGAAACAUGUUGAGGAUUGGAUUGAUGUGAAGCCUGACCCUAGUGGUCUCAUUGUCAACAUUGGUGAUAUUCUUCAGGAAGCCACAUGUGAUUUUGAAGAAACUAUGAUAUCCAACGAUGAAUAUAAAAGUGUGGAACAUCGAGUGUUGGCGAACCCCUCUCGUGAGCCACGAGUUUCAAUUCCAGUUUUCUUCACUUCAAGAAUGACAGAGAACAUGUACGGACCAUUAUCAGAAGUAGUGUCUCCAGAGAAGCCGGCGGCUUAUCGUCAAUUCACAAUCUCAAAUUUUAUGGAAAAAUACUACUCGGAGGAGUUGCGUGGCAAGUCUGUGAUGAAUGCAUACAAAGUCUCCAACAUAUAA